AUGGGAGGAGCGGCGGUCCAGGUGCUCCAGCCAACCGUGUGCUCAGACGCUCAUCAGAAGAAGAUAGUGGGCCGGAGGAAAGUGUGCGUGUGGGGUGUUGCGAAGGGCAGGGCGCGAUCACAGUCGGGUUAUUGUUCUGAUUUAACCGCUGCGAUCUCCUCACGAAGAGUCUCCACUGGCAUCUCAUGGGCUUGGAAAUACUGUGCUUUUGAUAUACAGCGGAUCUUCCUGCGUGGAUAAUGUUCAAGAAGAGCAAGAGCAAAGUUCUGGUGGAUGAAGCGUCAGAGGAGGACGACGUGUCGUGGCAUCACGAGCACGCGAGUAAGGAUAAAGACUCCGAGGGAACAGAGGAAGUUCUGAGUCCCUCAACAAAGGAUUCAAAGUUAAAGAAGGUUAAAUCAAAGCGAGAAAAAGGAGACAAGAAGUUGUUUCCAUCACAGGACGAUGAACACAUCUUGCUUACAGGAGUCACUGUCUCUCACAGAAGAGGGUCUGCUAAGAAAAACUGGGAGGACGACAAGAGCAAACCGCACUCAGAAAAAGACAAAGCGCACUGUCUAUGGGACAGCAUCACCAUGACGAUGAAGCAAAUCACACCUACAAAGAAGAUUGACAAGAUGGAGGGCUGGGAACCACCUCAGCUGAACGACGGAAAGGAGGAGGAAAAAGAAGAGCCGGAGAAGAAGAGGAGUGACUCGUCCCCACCGUCUCUGUCACUGUCUCUGCCGCAUUCUCUGGGUUUGCCGUCCUGGGUUGGUUUGGGUUUGGAGGAGGACUCGUCUCGCUAUGCUAGUUUGACUGAGUCACAGACUGGCGGCCCUGCCCAGUGGGCGGCCCGGGCACGAGAUAAAUUAGCUGCCGUCCGUCGCAGAAGUCCAGCCAGCCUAUCAGAAAGCAGUUGGGAGGGGCUUAAAUGAUUUAGCAUUAGCAUCUGUUAGAAUGGCCACGCCCCCUUGUAUACAACUCUAAUUGGACAGCCCACCUAUGUGAAAAGUAGGACCCUCAGACCAAGAGUGCCUGCUCCCGAUGCCUGUCAGUCCCAAAUAUUUUCAUUUUUUUAAUUUGAUAUGAAGUUCUUUUCCAACUUUUGAAUGAAGCUCCUUCAGAGAAGUCACUGGAUGUACUCACAGUUGGUGUCUGACGUCACUGACGAUUUCUAGAUUAGUUUUAAAGGUCAUAAAUGACAUUUAAACAGUUUUCACCCAAAAAUGAAAAUUCUGUCAUCAUUUAUUCACCCUCAUGAUGUUCCAAACCUCUGUUGAACACGAAAGCAGAUAUUUUAAAGAAACAUUCUUCAAAAUAUCUUCUUUUGUGUUCAACGGAAGAAACUCAUACAGGUUGGAACAACAUAAGGGUGAGUAAAUGACGACAAAAUGUUCAUUUUUGGGCGAACUAUGCCUUUAAAGGUACAAAACGAAAAUCUUGUGAUCAUUUGUUUACCCUUAUGUCAUUCCAAACCUGUAUUACUUCAUUUCUUUCACUGGAACAAAAAAGUAGUUUAGCAAAAUGCCCCAAGUAGGCUACUAUUGUCCAUACAAUGAAACUGUAGCUGCUAAAAUUACAAUAAAGUAUGAUAAAUAUAGUACAAAUGCACUAUAUUCUAAGUUUUCUUUAUUUGUACAAUACAUUUAUGUAGAAGCAGUCCUACAUGCAAGUUGUUGUUUACUGCAAUAAGUCCUUGAUCAUUUUCAUUGUAGGAAAAAGAGCAGUCAGGACAUUCUGCUGAACUACUUCUGUUUACAGAAUAAAGUCAAACAGGUUUGGAACGACAUAAAGGUGAAGAAAUGAAGACAGAAUGUCCAUUUUUAGGUAAACUGUCCCUUUAAAUCCACGUUUUCGUGCCGAUUAGUGUAAGUGAGGCUGCAGUACCUACCGUCACAGACAGAGGGCGCAUCGCGUCUCAAUCUCCACAAUCACCGCUGAGAGAUCGAUGCUUUGUAUGUUAUGCUAAUAUGUCUCAUGAUUCAGUUGUGGUUAAUUUGUUCUGCUGUGUAGUUAAGGAGUGAAUGUGGAAUGAAGUAAAAACGCCUUCAACAGAGUAGAUUUACAAACAUUAAUGCCUGCUGAUUCAAAAUCACAAUGUACUGUAAUUAGCCUACUCUAUGCAAACAAUUUCCUCGCUAUAAUCCCAAAUUACUUGCUAUAUUGAUCAUGCCAACAGUGUAUUCAGUGCCACUUUUCUGUCACAAGGAAGAUAACUUACUGUGGCUUUAUAAGACAUACAGGCAACAGUUUUAAAUUGAAUGUAUGUGCUCAGUCCUGCCCCUGGAGAUUUUGACUAAUCAAACAUGCUUAAAUCAUAAGUCUUUAGAUAAAUUUGAGAAAAACACAAUCUUCUGGUAUAGAUCGGGGUUGAAACUAAGUUCUGAAGUAGGUUGGAUCUCCAGGAAUGGGAUGAGCAUCCAGAACUGGUUAAUAAUGCCUUACGGUAAUGAUUAUUGUCACAAACCUUAUUUCUAAGCCUUCCAAAGACCUCAAGAGCUGUGCAGUUUUAUCAUGAAGUACAUUUUUCUUUGCUGUGCCUCGACUUAAAAGUCAUUUUAUAGUGUGAUUAAAAACAACAUGUUAAACUUCCAACUCCCUCAAAUAUGGUAAAAAUGACAAUCAUCAUUUAUAAGUCUAAUAUGAAAUGUAUUUUAUACAUCAACCUCAAUAAGAGCUUUGGUUUGCUAGAAGAAUGUGUCUUAUUGCUGAUUUUAGGAGAUUUAUUUAUAAUCUAAAGAUUCUGAGAGAAGGUGGGUUUGCUGCUCUUAGUUGUUCAUAGUAGCUUUAUAUAAUUAGUCCACAAAUGGGAUUACAAAUUGUUAGUUUCAGAUUUUGCUUUCUAUUUGGGGCCUUUGCGAGAGUCUUGUUUUGAUUUUAUCUUGAUACUACUGAAUGAUUUUUUUUUUUUUCUAUAUUAUUAUGAUUUAAAUGCCAAUAUUAAGAUGUUGUAGUUCCAAGGGUUCAGAUAAGCUUAUGAAUCUAAAUAAAGAGUUACACUUUA
Molecule: messenger RNA, 2986 nt
Organism: Ctenopharyngodon idella (grass carp)
Lineage: Eukaryota; Metazoa; Chordata; Actinopteri; Cypriniformes; Xenocyprididae
Exons: 4
Coding region: 240-917 (225 amino acids)
Biological process (GO): spermatogenesis
Cellular component (GO): cytosol; nucleus
Source: RefSeq, a predicted model, not a curated record